Diatraea saccharalis (sugarcane borer) is the source of this 916-nucleotide messenger RNA. The record is from the annotation of a GenBank genome assembly. NCBI's taxonomy places the organism in Eukaryota, Metazoa, Arthropoda, Insecta, Lepidoptera, Crambidae.
AGUCCGCACUCGUCCCCCGCGAGCGCCGCGCGUCACGCACCGCGAGCAAUCCGCAACUGACAGCUGUUCAAACGCAGCUCACUAAAACAAAACCAGAAAUUUAAAAAAAGACAAGGUUCGUCCGUGUUCGAUUUUCAAAUUACCAAGUGACAAAUCAUACGGUAUAAUAAAAUCCGUUAGCGCGUGUGUAAAGUGGCAUUGUGUUCUGUGAGAUCGGAUGGACCGUUCAUGGAAAUGUUAAUACAGUUGCACAGAUUAUGUUAGAAAAAGAAAAGUAUAUUCGCACAGGUUCCACGAAAGAGGAGAAUAUAGUAACAACUCACUAUUUGAAGAAAAAAAAAUUAGGAACCACUAAAAUAGAGGUACUACAAUCGUUCACAAACUAACCUUGUCGUGAAUAACAAUAAAACUGAUUACAGAACUCAGUGAAGUGUUACCAGUGAUCAGUGAAGUGAAAUAAGUGUACUUGAACUAUGGAGUGAUUGAAGGCACGAUGUACCGGCCGAAUUUCUACGAGAGCACCUGUUUUAGGUGCAACGAGAUUGUGUAUCAGGUGGACAGAGUUGGACCACUGAAAGACUUCACAUUCUUUCAUAGUGGAUGCUUUAAGUGUGCUGUUUGUGGCACCAAAUUGACGUUAAAGACAUACUACAACAACCAACACUGGACCGAAGACAAGGAAGUGUAUUGUUCCAGUCACGUGCCAAAAAUUGGGCCAGGCCACCUCGACAAUUCGUCAGUGGGCAUCCGCAGCGCCCUCAACGUACCCAAGAGCAACAACUACGUUAACGAACAGAUCAGAGGCUUAGCCAGGAACAGCCAUGACAAUGAAAUCAGUGACAUAAAUAAAGACUCGGAAUCCCGUCCGACUUCCGAAGAAGUCGUUGUCGCAUACCAUGACGAUACUGUAACAUGA